This is a messenger RNA of Calidris pugnax (ruff), 930 nucleotides long. Its product is annotated as olfactory receptor 1102-like. NCBI's taxonomy places the organism in Eukaryota, Metazoa, Chordata, Aves, Charadriiformes, Scolopacidae. Gene Ontology annotation, biological process: G protein-coupled receptor signaling pathway; sensory perception of smell. The transcript has a single exon. The coding region runs from base 1 to 930 and encodes 309 amino acids. Gene Ontology annotation, cellular component: membrane. The record is from RefSeq and is a predicted model, not a curated record. Gene Ontology annotation, molecular function: olfactory receptor activity; odorant binding; G protein-coupled receptor activity.
AUGGACAAGGCAAAUCAAAGCCAGCAAGUUACGGAGCUGACUCUUGCGGGACUGACAGAUGACCCACGACUAAAAGGGCCUCUGUUCGUCCUCUUCCUCCUCGUUUACUUCAUCACUCUGGCAGGGAACCUGGGCAUGGUUGCCCUGAUCAGGAGCAGCAGUCAACUUCAAUCACCCAUGUACUUUUUCCUCGGCAAUUUGUCCCUCCUAGAUGCUUGCUACGCAUCAGUGGUGGCGCCAAGGACAUUAAUGAACCUUUUGAUGGAGAAGAAGACAAUCUCUCUGGUGGGCUGUGCCGCCCAGCUCUUUUUUUUCAUAGGUUUUGGUAGCACCGAGUGCUUCCUUCUGGCCGCGAUGGCGUACGACCGCUACGUGGCCAUCUGCAACCCUUUGCUUUACCAGUCCAUCAUGUCUCAUAGGGUCUGCGUCCUACUGGUGGCUGGUUCAUACGUGCUUGGCCUGCUGCACUCUUUGGUGCACACGGAAUUCGCCUUCAGCCUGCCUUUUUGCCCACCAGCAGAGAUCGACGACUUCUACUGCGAAAUCAUGCCUGUUCUAGCGGUCUCCUGCUCCAACACCCAGGUCAACAGGCAUCUGAUACUUGGCCUUGGGGGACUGGUGGAGAUGGUGACCAUCUUGGCUGUCCUGGUCUCCUACUCCUUCAUCCUCUCUGCUGUCUCAAAGAUCAGCUCCUUUAAGGGCCGACACAAAGCCUUCUCCACUUGCACCUCUCACCUGACUGGAGUCACCAUCUUCCAUGGGUCUAUCCUCGCCCUGAACUUCCGACCAAGGCCCACCGACACCCUGAGCACGGACAAGACCUUUGCUGUCUUUUACUCACUGGUGGUGCCCAUGCUGAACCCCCUGAUCUACAGCUUCAGGAACAGGGAGGUGAAGAGCGCCCUGAGGGAGUUUGUUGUGUGGAAGUAG